This is a messenger RNA of Closterium sp. Yama58-4, 300 nucleotides long. The record is from the annotation of a GenBank genome assembly. Lineage: Eukaryota; Viridiplantae; Streptophyta; Zygnematophyceae; Desmidiales; Closteriaceae.
AUGGUUAAGCGUGAGACGGAGAAAGGGAGAGAGGAGGGUGGUGAUGAGAAGGAGAAGGUAAAGCAGGGGGAACAGGGCGCUGCAGCAGGUAGCGAGGAAGGGAAGGAGCAAGCGGCAGGGAGGACGGGAGAGCGAGGGGCAAAGGGAGCAGCACAGGAGGGAGUGAGGGUGGCGCUGCAAGUGGAAUUCACUCUGCCGGCGUCAGGAUAUGCCACCAUGGCCAUCCGCGAGCUGCUUAAAGCCUCCACUGCUGCUGGCGUUCACAAGGGUUUCAACGACAGGGAGGACGGCCGGGGUUGA